AAAAAGGAUGACAUUUGCGGCAGAGCCUAAUACAAACCAAGUUCCCAACUUGAUCACAAUUGCAAGUUUUCAACUGAAGAAAAACUGGUUCUUUGAGUAUUGACUUGAUAUACGCAGAAGAAAACUUUGAGUAUUGACUUGAUAAAUGCACCCAACCAAAAUAGUGAUCUACGCAGAAGAAAACUAAACCCAGCGUUGAUGACGCCCGGUGACAGUUACAUAACCCUCAUUGCAUGCAGCGUCCUAAGAACAAGGCCAGUCAUAGCAUUUUCAAACUUUGAAUCUUUCUUUGGAUCCAUUAAAUUAAAACCUUUUAUUGUAUUCUCAUAUGAUUCUCAGAAGGAAUAUCAAGCUAAGAAAAUAAGCAAAAGUAGUAUGUCUUGGGGUAUCUUGGUUUUGCUGCUGCUGGUGAAUUCAGCCCUGGCCAAUGGAAGAGGGGACGGAUGUCAAAAAACCCAACAACAGAGAGUUGCAAGAAUGGGAGCUGUAGUUGAUUUCACCUCUCGUGUGGGAAAAGAACAGAGAAUAGCUAUGGAUUUGGCUAUCCAAGACCUUCUUCACUCGAACUGCCUUACAGUAAAUUUAGACCUCAGAGAUUCACAGGGAAGUACAGCUAAAUCAACUGCUGCUGGUAAUUUAUAGUACUUCCUUUCCAAGCUUUAGUACGAAAACCAUAGAAACAUUACUGGCUAGCUAGUUUUCUUAUAUAUACUUGGCUAUCUAUGGUUGUUUUCUUUUGCAGCAAUCAAUCUUCUGAAUGGCAAACAAGUUGAAGCCAUCAUUGGAACACUGACAAUGCAAGAAGCAGCUCUUGUCUCUGAGAUUGAUAAUCAAACCGCAAACUUCACCAUUUUAUCACUUGCUUCACCUGCCAUAAACCCACCAUCAGCCUCACUUCAAAUGCCAAAUUUUCUCCAAGUUGCAAAUGACAUUGUUAUCCAUAUGCAAUGCUUGGCAGCCUUAGUCGGUCAUUUUCAAUGGAGAAAGGUGACUGCAAUUUAUGAACAAAAGAGUGAUUUUUCCUACAAUUCUGGAAUGAUAACCCUCCUCUCCGAUUCACUUAAAUUAGUCAACUCAGAGAUUGAGCACCACCAAGCUUUCCCAACCCUCUCUUCUCUCUCUGAUCCAGAUUCCUUUUUCGAUGAAGAGCUGAAGAAGUUGAGGAACAAAAGCAACAGGGUUUUCAUACUUACCCAGUUCUCUUUAAAUUCAGCUGUUUUUCUCUUUGGAAAGGCAAAGGAAACGGGGAUGAUGGGCAAAGGCUAUGUAUGGAUUGUCACAGAUGAGAUUGCAAGUCUUCUCGACUCUGUUGAUUCUUCUAUCAAGUACAAUAUGCAAGGUGUUAUUGGUAUUAAAACCAACUUCAUAGAAAUAAGUACAACCAACAAUUUCGCGAAAUUCAAAACCAGAUUUCGCAGACUAUAUGGACUGCAAUACCCUGAAGAAGAAGAAAACUCUAGCCCUAGCAUCUUUGCUCUUCGAACGUAUGACGCAAUGCAGGCCAUGGCUCUAGCCAUGAAAUAUGCUACCUCAAAACAUUUGUCUCAAGAAAUUGUGUCCACCAAAUUCCAAGGUCUAAGUGGCAUGAUGGAGUUCAAGAAUGGCAUGCUAUCACAACAACCCAACUUUCAAAUCAUUAAUGUGUUUGGCAGAAGCUACAGUGAGAUUGCAUUCUGGUCACCAAGCUUCGGUUUCUCAGAGGACAUGAACAAACACCUUGAUAUGAAGGAGAGGACUAACCACAAUUAUGUUCAAGUUUUGGGUCCAAUCAACUGGCCAGGUGGCUUACAAGCAGCUCCAAAGGGGUGGACUCUUGUUGAUGGAGAGAGACCGUUGAAGAUAGGGAUUCCGGCGAGGGGUGCCUUCAAUCAAUUUGUGAAAGUCACAUAUGACCAGGACAAGAAGCAGACACACAUCUCAGGGUUUUCAAUUGAUAUCUUUGAAGCAGCUGUCAAAAACCUGCCUUAUCAGUUCUCUUAUGUGUUUGUUCCCUUCAAUGGCACAUAUGAUGAAUUGGUGGAACAGGUCUACUACAAGGGUUUGGAUGCAGCUGUUGGUGAUAUAGAAGUCAUAGCUGACCGGUAUCAUUAUGUUGAGUUCUCACAACCAUAUAUAAGCUCUGGAAUUCAGAUGGUAGUCACUGUAAAGCCAGAUAAGCUGAAGGAAAAAUGGAUGUUCAUGAAUGCCUUCAGCAAAAGCAUGUGGUUGCUCAUGAUCACUACGCACCUUUCUGUAUGCUUUGUUGUCUGGUUUAUUGAAUGCGAACAUGGGAAAAACUUUGAAUUAGAAGGAAUUGGGGCCAUCCUGUGGUUCUCUGUCACCGUCUUAUUCUUCGUGCAAAGAGAACGAGUUCAGAGUAAUUGGGCUCGGCUGGUGCUGGCUCCAUGGUUAGUAGUGAUUCUAGUAGUAACAGCCACUUUCACAGCGAGCCUCACUUCCAUGAUGACCAUCUCUCGAGUCCAGCCAUCCGUGCUCAAUGUGGAAACACUUAAGAAAGAAAAUGGAACUGUUGGAUGUAAUGGCAACUCUUUUAUUAUUAGGUACCUGAUCAAUGUUCUAGAGUUCAGACCAGAAAACAUCAAGAGAAUUGCCUCCAUAAGUGACUAUCCAAAGGCCUUCCAGAAUGGAGAUAUUCAAGCAGCUUUCUUCGUCGCCCCCCAUGCUAAAGUCUUCCUGGCAUGUUACUGCAAGGGCUAUAUGAAGACAGGUCCUAUAUACAAUCCUAGCGGCUUUGCAUUUGCUUUUCCAAAGGGGUCUCCUCUUGCCAUUGAAAUGUCAAGGGCAAUCCUACAUGUAAAUGAGAAGAAGCAAGUAGAGCUAUUAGAAAAACAAAUGCUCUCCUCCUUUAACUGCUCCCCUGCACUGAACUUGAAAGAUGGUCCAAUUGGUUAUGAGCCCUUUUCCGGCCUAUUUCUAAUUUCGGGUUUGGUUUGUGCAUUUGCCCUAUUGGUUACGAGUGGGCGUAUGGCCGGUAGACAUCUGCAGAAUAUGAGCAGCACACGAGCAAUACUAACGAAAACAGGAAUUCUAAGAUGGGCUUUUAUGUACUGGAUUCAGAGCUGCAGAAAAUCUCAAAAGCAUUGCUCCACAACCUCCAUCCUGGAAACUUGAUCUACAAGGAACAUGAGCAGUAGUGGUGAUAUAGUGAUUAUCAGUUUAUCACACACCACUAAGAUUAGUUUACAGAGUUUUAUUGUAAGCUCUCAAGAUUUAAUUCUUAUCUGACAAAUUGUAAAAACGUACAUGUAAAUUUUUACAUGUUAUAGAGUGAAUGAAAUGUA
Rosa rugosa (rugosa rose) is the source of this 3281-nucleotide messenger RNA. Its product is annotated as glutamate receptor 2.5-like. Gene Ontology annotation, cellular component: plasma membrane. The transcript is spliced from 4 exons. The coding region runs from base 796 to 3111 and encodes 771 amino acids. NCBI's taxonomy places the organism in Eukaryota, Viridiplantae, Streptophyta, Magnoliopsida, Rosales, Rosaceae. The record is from RefSeq and is a predicted model, not a curated record. Gene Ontology annotation, molecular function: ligand-gated monoatomic ion channel activity; signaling receptor activity.